UUAAACAGUUCCGGUGUGCCUCGUGGUCACGUGACUGGCGACAGAAACCUAAGUUUUCUUCAGAAAUGAAAUCGAAACUUAACUCUUUUUGUGGAGGGCAGUUUCAUUUUUAUUACAUUAACAACCCCGUGGAUUUUCCCUUCAUCAUCGCCGUGUAACAGUGUAGUAACGCAUCUUGCAGCAGGCUUUAUAAGGGCGCAAACCUCUCCGGUGUUUAUCUUUGUGCUGCGGGCAGGACCUGAUCACCCAAAACCGGAAGACCCUGCAUUUUGGACAACACCUUCAGCACUACAUAGAUUUGUGAUUUUUUCCCCCCCAUUCUACCACGGGUUCCGUCUUUAUUCUUACAUUAAUCUGUAACGUUUAUUUUAUUAUUAUAAUUAUUAUUACCUUAUUUACAUGGGAUCGAGUCUUGGAUUAGUCGCCUUUAUGAAUCUGCAAAAGGUCUCUCAGCAUGCAACUGGCCUGCCCUGACUCCUGAUCAGGGUAUUCUAUUUGCGCUAGAGGACAUACACUAAUACAGAAGCUGCACAGCCGGCAGCAUCGGCCCCCUUCACGCUCAACCCCUGCGCUAUGAGCAGAGGUAGAGGAGGGCCUUCCAAAGAACAUUACUACAGGCAUCCACAACCCCGCGUGCAGGAAAGGGAUAACUUCUAUAGACCUGGCCCAGGUGUAUUCUAUCCCAGAGCUGGGCCACAGCAGAUCGCACAUCCAAGUUACUACGACGGUCCUGCCCACCCUGAAGCACACAUACAGCCCUCAUCUCCCCUCAUCCCUUCUACCCCCCCUACACCAAGCCACAUUAAAGUGGUCCCAAACUCUGUCACCCAUAAUAGCUUGUACAGCCCGAAUCACGGUGCAGGUCCAAGCCCUAAUUCCUUUCAUGACAAACAAAGAGAGUUCCUGACAGGACAGAUCUCUGAGGCUCCACAGUUUAGAGCCACUGUGAGUGGAGGAGGAGGAGGAGGAUUUGUACCCAACAGGUCACAUAGUACUAUAUACCAGCCUCAGUCAGGAUACUGUAGAUAUCCAAACAGCAGCCCUAGGGGUAGAGGGGCUAGCCAAGACCGGAGAACAUACCGACCUGGUGCAGGAGCUUCAAGAGGUAACCUAGCACCUCGACACUUGAAUCAAAACCAGUUCCAAGGUAAAAACCAUAACCAACACUCCAGUAGACAAUGGCGCACCCAAACAGAUUCACUCUGUGACCAAUUUCAGGGUUUGUUGCUCAAAGACAGGCCCAACAGAGGAGGAGAAAGGUUUGACAAACAUUCUUCAUCCAGCAGCACAGGAAAUUUAAGUUUUUGUAAACCUAACAUCACUCUCACAACUCAAAUACAGGGCGAGGUACAUGAGGCUUUGGCUGCGUUGAAGCCAAGUGAAAGUAUUUCUGCUAAAGUGUUAGCCAGAAAACUGCAUCUUCCCAAAAAGGUAGUCAACAAGGCUCUGUACUCUUUGGAACGCUUACAGAAAGCUUCCAAGCAAGGAUUAACCCCUCCUGAGUGGACACUAUACAGAGAACCUCUCAGAGUCGAGGAAGACCAAAGCACAAAGUAUCACGUACAAAAUCAACCUCCUUAUUCGUUAGCCAGUUCAGAACCCCCACAAAAACCUGAAGAAAAGGUUGAAACAGAAACCGAAGAGGAAGUCCAGGCCAAAGAAGAGGAUUCUGACACAGAAUCGAGUUCUUCAUAUUCCUCCUCUUUAGAUUUUUCUGACUCUGAAGAUUCCCAGUCAUCAGCAAAAGGUCAACAUCACGAGAAGCAACAUCCCAGCACUUCCAGCUCUCCUGAUCAGGAUAUUAAAGGUGCUGUGAUGGCAGAACAGAAGGAACAAAUUUUUAAAUACCUUCUUCAAUCAAAGGAGGCAACAGCUCUUAACAUAGCGAAAAAUAUUGGACUCAAGACUGCUAAGCAGGUCAAUUCUACUCUGUACGCCCUAGAAAAGCAAGGUGAAGUCGUUAGGAAUGUUGAAGUCAACCCUCCUACGUGGGAGCUCUCCACCCACCGCCGAGAGAGAAUGGAGAGGAGUCUCAAAGCUGCACAGAGCAACCCGACUGUCCUGGUUAAAAUGGAAGUAGAAGAGGAGGAAGUGAGUGCCAUCUUUUCCCCAUCACCGCUACCACCAUUACCAGGCCUUGAGGUACUUACGGGGGGUUGGAUACCAGACCAAAUUCUUAGUGAAGCGCCCCUUUCCUCUGCCUCAUGUAAAAGCGAAAACGCCAAUGAAGGACAGUGGUCCACUGAUGACAUCCCUGAAUUCCUCAAUGCUAUUCGCAGAGAGACGGAUGCUGAAAAAAAGGCAGCCGAGAAAACCAAUGCCAUGGGGACUGUAGCUGUCUCAGUGGCUGCCCCGCCUCCCCAGAAUCUGUGGGCUAAAUUACAAGAGGUAAGGUUGAAGAACCCUGUGAGCGGUCUCAUGGAGUAUGCCCAGUAUCUGGGCCAGAACUGCGAGUUCCUGCUGCUGGACCAGUCAGGACCCUCCCACGAUCCUAGAUUUCGUAUGCAGGUGAUGCUCAACGGGAGGCUGUUUCCUGUCGCGGAAGCUUCUAGUAAGAAAGUUGCAAAAAAGGAUGCUGCUGCAGCCACACUGCAAAUCCUUGUCAAAGAGAUGCAGGGGGGGACGUGCACCGCCGAUGAGGAAAAUACUGGCAAUGUGGACCAGGUGAUGGAGCUACUUCCAGACACCAGUGGGCCUGGUGAAAGCACAGGGGGGAUUUUUGGGUCUGGCGGUGUGGAAGGGACGGCAGAGGGACCUCGCCAACCCCUGUCCCGCUCUCUGCCUGGUGGCAAGAAUCCGGUGUCGGUCCUUAUGGAGUACAGCCAGCGCAGUGGGAAGCCCAUCGAGUUCAUCAACACUGGGCAGGCGGGUCCACCGCAUGAUCCAAGGUUCAUGUACAGGGUGAAGGUGGGAGAGAGCUUGUUUGCAGAGGCCUCAGCUCCAAACAAGAAGGCAGCUCGCCAGCUGGCAGCAGAGGAGGCUGUCAAAGAAUUAAUGGCUGAUGGGAAACUGCAGCUCAACAAGCCUCAGUUGCCCCUGGGUCCUUCCAGUGGCAGUGACGAGAGUUUUUCUGGGGCAACAUGCCCCAGUUUACCUCCACUUACUGCAGAUGAGUUGCGAGCAGCCCACGAGGCAGGGGUCGGGGACCUCAUCAACCACCUGAACAACAAUGCAGUGUCGGGUCUUCUGGAGUAUGCCAGAGCCCGGGGCUUUGCUGCCGAGAUCCGCCUUGUGGGCCAGUCUGGACCGCCACAUGACCCUAAGUUCACCUACCAGGCCAAGCUCGGCGGACGCUGGUUCCCUCCCGUCUGUGCGUCCAACAAGAAGCAGGGAAAGCAGGAAGCAGCUGAUGCUGCACUGCGCGUUCUGAUUGGAGAAGCUGAGAGAGCAGCCCGCACUGGGGAGCUUACACCAGCUGAGUUACCAGUGAGCGGCAGCACACUGCAUGAUCAGAUAGCAAUGUUGAGUCACCAGCGCUUCAACGCUCUGACCACACGGAUCCAGCACUGCCUUCUGGGACGCAAGAUUCUGGCCACGAUCAUCAUGAGGAGGGGGGAGGGCCUGGGGACUGUUGUCAGCCUUGGAACUGGAAAUCGCUGUGUUAAAGGGGAGGAGCUGAGCCUUAAAGGAGAGACUGUUAAUGACUGCCAUGCAGAAAUCAUCUCCAGGAGAGGAUUUAUUCGGUUUCUGUACAGUGAGCUGCUCAAGCACUAUGAAGGUGCAGACGAUAGUAUAUUUGAACCGGCGGAGAAUAACAAACUACGGAUCAAAUCUGACAUCACCUUUCACCUCUACAUUAGUACGGCACCGUGUGGGGAUGGUGCUCUGUUUGAUAAGUCAUGCAGUGAGGCGGGGGAUGAAGCUCAAGGCCACCAGCCUCUAUUUGAGAAUGCUAAGCAGGGCAAGCUUCGCACUAAAGUGGAGAAUGGUGAGGGCACCAUCCCUGUGGAGUCAAGUGCCAUUGUACCCACCUGGGAUGGCAUCCAGCACGGUGAAAGGCUGAGGACAAUGAGCUGCAGUGAUAAGAUCCUGCGCUGGAAUGUGAUAGGCCUACAGGGGGCACUGCUUACCCAUUUCCUGGAUCCCAUCUACCUGAAGUCCAUCACACUUGGCUAUUUGUACAGCCACGGUCACCUGACACGCGCCGUUUGCUGUCGGUUGGCCAGAGACGGUGAGGCUUUCACGCAAAGUCUCCCCACUCCCUUCAAGCUGAACCACCCUGAGGUCGGCAGGGUGAGUGUGUAUGACUCCACACGUCACACAGGCAAGACCAAGGAGUCCAGUGUGAACUGGAGCUUUCCAGACCAGCACAGUGUUGAAGUGCUUGACGGGACCAAAGGAAAAGUAGAUGGGACCAAACUGGCCGUGUCCCGCGUGUCCAAGUCCAAUCUAUUCCAUCUUUUCCGCUCCCUGUGCCAGCGAAGCGGUCGCACUGACCUCCUCUCCCUGCCCUCCUACGCUCAGGCAAAGAUGUCUGCUGUGUCCUUCCAGCAAGCCAAGCAACAGUUUUUCCAAGCUCUCAGCGCCCACGGCUACGGAGCCUGGAUCGGAAAACCCCUGGAAGAAAAGAGCUUCGAGGCUGGGGAGGGAAACGGGAACAAUGGGGCACCUGUGGGAAACAGCAACAAUGUAGGAGCAGUGGAGGCAUAGAACUGUUGUGUCGAGUGCUUUAUAAAAUAAUACCACUGGGUGCAGGGAGAAAAGCUCAAAGUGCAAACGGGUUAAAGACAAAAGGAUAAUCAAACAAUGUGACGACGCUAGUGCCCAAAACUUUGGAAAGACUAAAGAGAGAGUGAAAGAAAGGGACACAAGAAGUGAGUGGAAUGGGUCAAGGAGGGCAAACCCUAAAGGAUGAGCGAGUCCACAGCUGACAAGACAGAGCUCCGCGGGGUGUACAGAAUAUUGUAGACACUACAUGCAAAAGAAUUAGUCUGAAGUCAGUAAACCAACAUGGCAGGCACUGCUCGGAAGCUCAGACAGUUUCAGUUUUUCUUUGUCACCGUUUGGCAUUUGUGGUUCUUGCUUUCCUAUUGUACUACUUGAUGUUCACACUUAUAUGUGCAGAUUCCCGUUGCAAAUGUCUGCACCCAAAUCACUUGUUCUCUUUGCAGAGGAGAAAAACUGCUUAUUGGAAUUCAGCCUGGUGUGACCAGUGCCAUGUAGCAGUGUUUGUAAUUGUGAUUAAUUUACUUUGCAGUGGAAUGCUUCUAUCAUGAAGUAUCCCCCCCCCCCCCCGUUCAUUAUGCUUUUAUUGUGUUAAUGUGUUUUUUAGGACAAAGAGAAAUAAUGGGACACCCUCAGCGGGAACUUUCGGGUUGGAUUUUUGAAACUGCAUUGAUUUAAUUUUGAUGUCAAAAGGAAAAUUGCAAGAAUGUACAUAAGAAAAUCAUUAAUUAAUGUUCAUUGUUCAACAUUUCAGUCUUUAAUUCCCGUACAUGCUUUAAAGUCUUCAGUCAGACUUCUUUUUAGUUAAACAUGCUGAUCGUACGUCUGCUGGCUGUUGUUGCAGCUUUUUGUCUUUUUUCCUUGCGUUUUGAGUAUUUCUCUUCCUCCUGAACCCCCGACCCUCUUCUGUCAAAGUGUUCAUCAGUAGCUGGGUAUGUUUUUAAAUCCUGGGAAGCCUCACGUGUCCUGCCUGUGGGGAAAGCCACCUUAUAUUUUUCAAAAUAUAAAUCUAAAUACACAAAGGUUUCAAGUUCUGGUAAACUGGGUAGUUUUUGAAAACUGCGGCUUAAGUUUUGUCUUUGAUUUGAGUGUAUGAUGCAAUAUAUAAAUAUAUACAGAUAUAUAUAUGGUAUAUACAAAUACAUGAACACAAAGAUGUACAGUGGGUUCCAAAAGUUUAAGCCUGGUUACAGAAGCUUUUAUUUUAAUGUGUGGCUGUUUUGUUUUGGGUUUUUAUGUUUGUUUGUUUUUUGAAAAUUUGAAAUACACUUCUAGAAAGAUGAGCAGUUUUAAGAUUUGAACGAGCUGCUGUUUCCAUUAAACAGACCUCAGAGUUUUGGGAAGAAUUUGAACGCGUCGCCGCAUGUCAGAGAUGUAAUGUGACGCAGGAUGUCUCUCUCAGAUGUUUGUGCUUAAUGUCUGAUAACUACAGAGGUAAAGCUAUGCAAGUCAGCUCUCUGAUCCUUCAAACGGUUUGGGGUAGCUUUGAUGCAUGUAUAGAGCCAUUGUUUUACUGGAAAAUAAAUCUCUUUUUUUGUCA
This is a messenger RNA of Pelmatolapia mariae (spotted tilapia), 6205 nucleotides long. RefSeq names its product adenosine deaminase RNA specific (gene adar). Gene Ontology annotation, biological process: RNA processing; adenosine to inosine editing. The record is from RefSeq and is a predicted model, not a curated record. The transcript has 16 exons. Gene Ontology annotation, molecular function: double-stranded RNA adenosine deaminase activity; tRNA-specific adenosine deaminase activity; double-stranded RNA binding. NCBI's taxonomy places the organism in Eukaryota, Metazoa, Chordata, Actinopteri, Cichliformes, Cichlidae. The coding region runs from base 574 to 4650 and encodes 1358 amino acids. Gene Ontology annotation, cellular component: cytoplasm; nucleolus.